This is a messenger RNA of Solanum tuberosum (potato), 3614 nucleotides long. RefSeq lists its product as uncharacterized. Lineage: Eukaryota; Viridiplantae; Streptophyta; Magnoliopsida; Solanales; Solanaceae. The record is from RefSeq and is a predicted model, not a curated record. The transcript has 4 exons. The coding region runs from base 221 to 1180 and encodes 319 amino acids.
UUUAAUAAUUGUGACGAUUUGUGAUUUUAUUAAAUCACUUUGGGCUCAGCAGAGGUUACUAGCGUGUCUCUCUGAGAGGAUAUUGGCGUCGUCUCUCUCAGAGUUACUGGAUACUGCCGUCGUCCCUCUUAGCAUUUGAAUCUGUGAAGGAAUUUGUGAACGAGUCGACUGCAUAUCAAUUUCAGGACUCUUUGUGUGGACUUUGCAGGUUAUAUACUUAAUGGAUAAAAGUUGGAUAAAUAUAUUGAAUAGGCUUGAUCCUUUAUAUGAGAAUGGAGCCAAAGAGUUUCUUCAUUUUGCAUCAUUAGAUAGGCCAGAUGCAUCUGCAAUAUUGUAUCCAUGUCGAAAGUGUCGUAAUAUGAAAUUUGUUCGAAAAGAUUUGAUUGUUGAACAUAUUAUGGUUGAUGGAUUUCUAACUAGUUACACUAGUUGGAUAUAUCAUGGUGAGGAGCUAUUUUCAUCAAAAUUGGUCAAUCAGUUAGAUAAAGGUGAUGAGAUGCAAGACAUGUUACAUGAAGCAUUUGGAAUUCCUCCUACAUCUAAUUUUGUUGAUAUGGACACUAGUGCUGAAGGAUUUGAUGGGUCAAAUCAACAUAACAUGGGUUUUGAUAAGAAGAAUGAAGAAUUCUUUCGCUUACUGAAAGAAGCUGAACGUGAGUUAUAUCCUGGAAGCAAGUAUUCACUACUUGCGUUCCUUGUUCAUCUAUUACACUUAAAGUGUCUCAAUGGAUGGAGUAACACAUCAUUUUCCAUGCUAUUAGAGUUGUUAAAAGAUGUUCUUCCAGAAGGUGAAACAUUGUCCCAGUCCUUCUAUGAUUCAAAGAAGAUUAUUAAAGAUUUAGGACUUGAAUAUAAAAAGAUACAUGCAUGUCCAAAUGAUUGUAUGAUUUAUUGGAAUGAGACGAAAGAUAGAACGUCUAGUAAGUUUUGCAAAGCUCCAAGAUACAAACAGUUCAAAGGUGCAUCAACUAAUUCCAUUUCAGAAACAUCAAAAAUUCCAUUAAAGGUGUUUAGAUAUUUUCCAUUAAUACCACGACUUCAAAGACUAUUUAUGUUAGCUAAAACAUCUACUCAAAUGAGAUGGCAUGCUGAAGGCCGCACUAGAGAUAGGGUAAUGCGAUAUCUUGCAGACAAUAUUGCUUGGAGGAAAUUUGAUGAAGCGCAUACAAUUUUUUCUUGAGUUCCUCGAAAUGUUAGACUUGGAUUGGAUUCAGAUGGCUUUAGUCCAUAUAAGUCUAUGUCUAUCUCACAUAGCACAUGGCCUGUUAUCUUGAUUCCAUAUAAUUUGCCAUCAUGGUUGUGCAUGAAACAACCAUAUAUGAUAUUAUCAACUAUUAUUGAUGGUCUUCGUGCACCAGGUAAGGAUAUUGAUGUCUAUCUACAACCCUUAGUUGAUGAGUUACAAGAAUUGUGGGUUGGUGUUGCCACUUAUGAUGCAUCAAACAAUCACAUGUUUCAAAUGCGUGCAGCAUUGCUUUGGGCAAUUAGUGAUUUUCCAGCGUUAGGUAACUUAUCAGGAUAUGGUGUGAAAACUAGAUAUGCUUGUGCAUGUUGUCUUUCCAAAACUAAAUCUACAAGAUUGAAAAAUGGGCGAAAAUAUUGUUUCAUGUCUCAUAGGCGAUGGUUAUCUGAUGGACACAAGUUUUGAAAAGAUAAAGUUGCAUUCAAUGGCCUUGUGGAGUUAGAUGGAGCACCUAAAUGGUUGACGGGAAUUGAGAUUCUUAAGCAAUUUAAUAAUAUUAAAAAUAAAUUUGGUAAAGAUCUAAUGGCCAAAUCUCGUAAAAGGAAAUGGGAUGAUGUUGAUAAUUUGGUGCAAAAUAUAUGGAACAAAACGAGCAUAUUUUUGAGUUGGAAUAUUGGAAAGACAAUAUGAUUCGUCAUAAUCUUGAUACGAUGCAUAUUGAAAAGAAUGUCUUUGACAAUAUGUUAUGGACAUUAUUGAAUGUUGAUGGAAAAGGAAAGGAUAAUUUAAAUUCCCGUUUAGAUUUACAAGAGAUGGGUAUCCGUAAAGCUUUGCAUCCUAAGAAAAAGGCUAAUGGAAAAUAUUAUCUUCCUCCUGCAUGUUUCACAUUGAGUAGCACACAAAAAUACAUCUAUUACAAGUGUUAAAAGAUGUGAAAGUGCCAGACGGAUAUGCUUCAAAUAUCUCAAGUUGUGUUGAUCUCAAGCAACGCACAAUGCAUGGGUUGAAGAGUCAUGACUGCCAUAUUUUAAUGCAACAACUCCUUCCUAUUGCCUUGCGGAAUCUCCUACCAGUGAAUGUACUUAAGCCAUUGAUUGAAUUAAGUAAUUUCUUUAAGGGCAUUUGUUCAAAAGAUCUGAAGAUAUAUGACUUAGAAAAACUCCAAGAUCGAGUUGCAUUAACUCUAUGUCAUUUGGAGAGAAUAUUUCCUCCAUCUUUCUUUGAUUUCAUGGAACAUCUACUUAUCCAUUUAGCUGAAGAAGCAAUGUUGGGAGGACCUUCACAAUAUCGCUUAAUGUGGUUUAUCGAACGGUAUCAUUUUGUUAUUUUUUUUAUCAUACUUACAAGAAAUUGUAUUUGUAUUCUUAAAAUUGUCUAUUUUAGGUUCUUGCUUUGUCUUAAAAAACUAGAAUAAACGUUAUCCAGAAGGUGCGAUUGAAGUGGGACGUUGUAUAGAUGAGUUAAUGACGUUUUGCUCAUGGUAUUUAGAUGACGUCGAGACUAUGUCUAAUCCACCUAUAGGAAAUGAUGUUUUAUCUAAUGAAACAACAGACCAAGAGGGUCUUCGAUCAAGUAGAGAGAAAUGAUUUAAGCUUGAUGACAUUACACGUGCUCAAGCCCACAUAUAUGUUUUAUUUAAUUCUACCUCCAUAACUUCAUAUCGCGAUGAACAUAUAAAAGAAAUCAAGAAGGAAAAUCCUCGUCUAUCAAGACAUAAUGUGGAUCGAAUUCAUAAUGAAAGAUUUCAACUAUGGUUUAGAAAUCAUGUAAGUUUCAACUAGCUAAAAUAUUGGCCCAUAUAUUACUAUAUAAGUAUUUAUAACUUUUAGAUCACAUCUUUAUUUUUGAAUGCUAGGUCGACAAGAUGCAUAUGGCUGGUGAAAAUAUAUGUGAGGAUAUUCAAACUUUAGCUAUUGGCCCAUUAAUACAAGCAAAAAGAAUGACUGGCUAUAUAUGUGAUGGAGUUAGAUAAUUAACAGAGUCUCGUGAUGUUAAGAGAAAAACUCAAAAUAGUGGUAUCAUGUUAAAGGCUAUCACUCAAAGCUAUGCAAGCACAAAGGAUAAAAAUCCCAUAUUGGCAGAGGUUUCUUUUUAAGGAAUCCUCACAGACAUAAUUGAGUUAUAUUAUUCCAAGAAUCUCAAGUUUGUAUUGUUUAAAUGUAAAUGGGUAAACAAUAACAAGGGGCAUAUUGAGAAAGAUGAUUAUGGAUUUACUCUUGUGAAUUUUAAUCAUCUACUCUAUACAAGACAUCAGUUAUCAGAUGAACCAUUCGUCUUUGCUUCUCAAGCUUAACAAGUGUUUUAUGUCGAUCAUCCUAUGGAAAAGGAGUGGCGAAUGGUUGUUAAACUUAAGCCAAGAGGUUUUUAUGAUUUAGGUGAUGACACACCAACAAUUGAGCAUAAGGAAGGACAUAUGGAGUUGUGGCCUGAA